AUGAGAAAAUCAUUUAUUAUUAUCAUUCGCUUAUGUCCUAAUACGCUUAGAUAUUAUAAAGGAAAAAAGACCCUGAUGAGAAUCAUUUUAUCUGUGUUAAUACCCAUUGAUACUACUACUACUACUACUACUACUACUAAUAAUAAUAAUAAUAAUAAUAAUAAUAAUAAUAAUAAUAAUAAUGACAUAAUUAGGUCAUAUGCUCAAGAAGAAAAUAAAACUGAAAAAAGAGAUAAAAGUGGAAAUGAUUUUCAUUUUACUUCAAUAAAGAGUGUUUCAAUCUAUUCAAAAAUGAACAAUAUGUAG
Messenger RNA from Schistosoma margrebowiei, 306 nucleotides. The record is from the annotation of a GenBank genome assembly. Lineage: Eukaryota; Metazoa; Platyhelminthes; Trematoda; Strigeidida; Schistosomatidae.